Molecule: messenger RNA, 1084 nt
Organism: Schizosaccharomyces octosporus yFS286
Lineage: Eukaryota; Fungi; Ascomycota; Schizosaccharomycetes; Schizosaccharomycetales; Schizosaccharomycetaceae
Product: kinetochore protein Spc25
Exons: 3
Coding region: 12-719 (235 amino acids)
Biological process (GO): chromosome segregation
Cellular component (GO): Ndc80 complex
Source: RefSeq, a predicted model, not a curated record
CAGAAAUUCUUAUGGCUUUGUCGAAUUUCCCUGAAUUAGAGCUAAAUUAUAAUGAUUUGAAAUCAAAAAUAUCUAAUUUUAAUAGCAUUUUUGAUCGGUUUCUGCAAGAUGAGCGUAAGCAGCUUUUAAAUAACAAGAAUGAGCAUCUUAAGAAACUCUCGAAUGUUUAUGAAAAUCAAAAGAAUAUUGAAAAAACGUUGGACCAUUUACAAGCUCGAGAACAAACUUAUAAUGAAUUGCUUGAGAAAGAACGUGUUGAAAGAGAGGCUACUGAACAAGAAAUACAAACAAUUCAGGGAAAGGUAGAAGCUAUGCAAAAGCGUAAACAGACUGUUCUUGAUGAAAUAGAGCGUUCUCGAGCUGUGCUUACAACGAAACAACAGACGAAAGAAGAACUGGAAUCGUCGAAGAGAAAACAAGAGCAAUUAAACAUGCCAGAGCUUCAAUUUUGGCAGGACUAUUUAGGAUUACGAAUGGAAGGUGUUCAUGAAGAAGUUAUUCGCUUCGUAUUCACUAAUAUAGACGAGAAAAAUUGGGACAGGCCAUUCUCUUUUCAAAUCAAUUUAAGCCAUAUAGAUUAUGAAGUGACCCACUGUCGCCCUUUGCUUCCUACCUUGGAUAAUUUGGUGCAUAAACUAAAUCAGUCAAGAGAUUUCUACCAGUUUUUGAGAGAUAUACGGAAAGGAUUUGUAAAUUAUCAUAAAGGCCGUGAAAGCUAAAUAAUUGUGCAUUUUAUCUCUAUCUUACCGGCUCUUUUUUUUUUUUUUUUUUCUUUUUACGUUACAUUGACACAGGGCGAACACAAGACAAGCCUAGAAACUAACAUGCUUUAAUCACACAGUAAAAGACGUAAUGUACAGGCUUUAGAAUACUAAACUCUCAUUUCAUUCGUUUCUUCUCUAAUUCAUGUCCUUUUAAUUUCAAUGUUAUGAGACAAAUUCAUUACUCAUGUUAAGCGAUAGACUCAAUCACUAAUCCUUUCCUUCAAUGAAAACAAGUGAUUGUAAUAUGUACAGAUAUUUACCAAUAUAGGUACUCAAAUAUAAGAUUGGGACGCUAAAUCAGUUCGUAUUAACAAAGCGAA